UUAACAUGCCUUUUCUAUUCAGUUUGAUUCUGGUAAAUCAUAAUUCUACUGGACUUUGGUCACUGUUGUCUGAGCUGCAGCUUUCAACACACAACCUUUAAACUGUGCAAAGAAAAGAUUACGCAAUAAAAUGUUUGAAACUUUAAAGGUGUAGUUUCUGUGUAGAUGCAGGCAUCACACAUGUGUACUUGCUCCACUUAAUAAUGAUGUUAUGAGGAUUAUUCCAGACUAUUUAUGAGUCACAUCUCCAAUUCUACACACAAGGGAGAAUAAAGCAGUGAAGUAGGAAAAUACAAACUAAUGUGGAAAGGAACUAUUACUUUCAAUAUCGAUUAAUCUGCAGAAUAAUUUCUUGAUUAAUUUAAUAACACAUUUUGAAAAAAUACAAUUAUAAUAUCCCAGAGCAAAAUGCUAACUAUUUGAGUACUAUCACAUUCUGUCCAAUGUGGCAUUUGAACAGACACUGAUUUGACUUUAUAAGAAGAAUACACAUAAACCAAGGGGGCAAAUGUUUUGGCCCAAGAAACACCUGAAAAAAUAUCAAUGUUAGAUCAUCUUCCUAUCUUCUUCCUUGAGUGUCCGUCCUGUGAACAGUCAUGAAGAGUCUUCUCUGUCGCAGGAAGUUGGACCUCCCGACAUGUGCUGUGAGCGCUGCCUCUGAGCGGGACUUUGAGCUGAAGGGUUACAGGUUUGAAGCUGCACAGGAACAACUGAGGCCGCCCAGAAGGAUCCGCGUGGGCCUUAUUCAGAACCGCAUCGUCCUGCCCACCGAUGCCCCCAUCCUGGACCAGAUCAAUGCCAUGCACAGCCGUAUUGGUGAGAUGGUUGAAGUGGCAGCCAUGUGCGGUGUAAACAUUGUCUGCUUCCAGGAGACCUGGACCAUGCCCUUUGCUUUCUGCACCCGCGAGAAAGAACCAUGGACGGAGUUUGCGGAGUCUGCCGAAGAAGGAAACACCACGCGCUUCUGCCAAGAGCUGGCCAAAAAAUACAACAUGGUAGUCGUCUCUCCAAUCCUGGAGCGAGAGGGGCUGCACAGCACUCUGUGGAACACAGCGGUGGUGAUCUCCAACUCUGGAAAUGUGCUGGGAAAGAGCAGGAAGAACCACAUUCCCAGGAUUGGAGACUUUAAUGAGUCUACAUAUUAUAUGGAGGGCGACACUGGCCAUACAGUGUUCCAGACACAGUUUGGGAACAUUGCUGUGAAUAUCUGCUAUGGCCGCCAUCACCCUCUCAACUGGUUCAUGUACAGCAUGAAUGGAGCGGAGAUCAUCUUCAACCCCUCAGCUACUGUUGGAGCUCUCAGUGAGCCCAUGUGGUCUAUCGAGGCCAGGAAUGCAGCAAUAGCUAACCACUGUUUCACUUGUGCAAUCAACCGUGUUGGGACGGAACAUUUCAAAAGUGAAUUCACAUCUGGUGAUGGAAAAAAAGCUCACCAUGACUUUGGACACUUCUAUGGAUCCAGUUACGUGGCUGCUCCUGACGGCAGCCGCAGCCCGGGUCUCUCCAGGACCCGUGACGGACUGCUAGUUGUAGAAAUGGAUCUCAACCUGAACAGACAAAUCAGCGACAAAUGGAGUUUUAAGAUGACUGGGCGGUAUUCUGAGUAUGCAGAGGAACUUACCAAGACUGUGAGACAUGACUUCAAACCCAACAUUGUGAAAGAGUAGAUAAUAUUCCACUAUAGGAGAGGUAGCCCGUGUGCCUUUAAAAAAAAAAAAAAAAAAAGUUGCUCACAAUGUCUGUGUCAAACAAAACUGCCAUAAAGUUAUUAUAUAUUGCUAAAAUAACAAAUCUAAAUUUGUUAAUUUCCUAACUACCAAUAUCCAUUUAUUUUAGAAGAUGAGCCUUUUUAAUGCCAGUUUGUUUACAUAAUGCCACGGUUGAUUUUAUUUAAAAAACACAAACAUAAUUUUCUGUAUACAGUCUGGGAUAUGUCAAUGAUUAGAAAUGGCAUUUUUGUGCAGUCAGAUUAAAAACCUCCCACAUGUUACUUUAGAGGACUAAAACUGCAAUAAAAUAUCAGAAUCA
Anarrhichthys ocellatus (wolf-eel) is the source of this 2028-nucleotide messenger RNA. It is a transcript of the gene upb1, whose product is annotated as ureidopropionase, beta. Gene Ontology annotation, molecular function: beta-ureidopropionase activity. The record is from RefSeq and is a predicted model, not a curated record. The coding region runs from base 597 to 1667 and encodes 356 amino acids. Lineage: Eukaryota; Metazoa; Chordata; Actinopteri; Perciformes; Anarhichadidae. The transcript is spliced from 9 exons.